Messenger RNA from Volvox carteri f. nagariensis, 5724 nucleotides. RefSeq lists its product as uncharacterized. The record is from RefSeq and is a predicted model, not a curated record. Bases 1 to 5724 code for a protein of 1907 amino acids. Gene Ontology annotation, cellular component: GPI-anchor transamidase complex; membrane. NCBI's taxonomy places the organism in Eukaryota, Viridiplantae, Chlorophyta, Chlorophyceae, Chlamydomonadales, Volvocaceae. The transcript has 20 exons.
AUGGCCACCCCAACGAGACAAGUAAAGCGGGAUAAGCCAUUUCUCCGUUUGCUGACCAUAAUUGCAUCCAAAGCCCACAUAUUGAGCUUAUGGCUAAUCUUUGCCUCCAUCUUGGGGCUGCUUGCGCUGCCGCUGCUCGAUCGACAAAUCCGCUUCGAUGAGAAAGGGCUGCUCGCGGGGCUAGCACAUCCCACUGUCGGCGACACGGCGUCUGGUCCAGCCGCGUCUGACAUCCAGCGCAUCGCACGCGCCGCCGGCGGCGCCGCCGGCUUCCAACGUCCCGGCGCCGCCGCCGCCCUGGCGGCGGAGCUCCGACGUGCCGGCCUGACGGAAACCCAGCUCACCCGCCCCACCGUGAUCACCUCUGCCGGCCCCGGCGGCAGCGACGGCGGCGGCGGUGGUCCGUGCCGCUGCACCAACGUACACACGCGUGUCAAGGCGCCUCGCGGUGACGGCCUGGAGAGCCUGGCCCUCGUCACCCCCGUUGCCUUCAGUCCGCAGCGCCCAGAUCCGUCGUACGACGGACAUAACCAGAGCGCCGAUGGCGCACAGCUGGCGCUGACGGCAGCGGCAGCCUUGGUGCUACACAUGGCGAAGGGACAAGUUGCCGGCGGCGGCGGCGGUGGCGGCGGCGGCGGCCGCUGGUUGGUUCGUGACCUCCUCUGGGUCAUACCUGAUAUCAGCUGCGGCAGCUACCAAUGCUUGGAUGCGUGGGUACGGCAGUACUACGAGGACGCAGCGGCGGCGGCGUCGCCGGCGGCGGGAGGAGGGCGCGGCGUGAAGGGAGGCGUACUGCGGGAUGCCGUACGACAGGAGCUGCAAGAGGCGCACCAAGGGCAAAGUCAGGGGGGAAAGAGAGAGGGAGCUAGUACGGCGGCGGGGGACAUGAUCCGCGCGGGCGUCAUCCAGCAAGCUGUCAUACUGGAGGCACUGGCGGGCGCAUCGUACGACACCCCAGAGCUGUUGGUGGUUGGCCACGACGGGUUGUUGCCUAAGCUAGACAUGUUCUACUUGCUUCGCUACUUGUUCCAUUACCCAGCGGGUCCAGCUCUGUGGCGCGAUGACCGGCUCGAGGGGCCUUAUGAGAGGCUAGCGGGCUGGCUGGAGGGGGUCAUGCCCACUGGAGUAGUCGCUCCACAGGUUCUCCGCAACUACCUCCGUCGUCUGCUGGGGGCUCUUCAAUUCUGUUGGCUCCAGGGGGUGGGUGCGCCGUCCGCGGGCCAUGCGGUCUUCAAGAAGUUCAUGGUGGAUGCGGCGACUGUGAGGCUUGUGAAGAGGCACAGUCAGCGCGCGGCUCGUGUAGCGGGCGUUGUGAGCUCCUCCCUGGAGCUGGUCCUCCGGUCCCUUAACAACCUAGUUGAGCGAGUGCACCACUCCUCCUUCCUCUACGUGCUCACCUCCCUGGACCGGUACGUAUCCGUGGAGCGGUACGUGGGCUCCGCGGUGGUGCUGACGGCGGUGCUACAGCUGCAGGCUGCGUGGUCCAUGGCUGCCGCAGCAGAACUAGCCUCCACUGCAACUGCGGUAACAGCAGCAGUAUCAGCAGUGGCAAUGAGCUCCUCCGUUGCCGCCCAGGCGUCGUUAUCGUCACCGCCGUCACCACUGCUGCCACCUCGCAUUUGGGCGGUUGCGGUGGUGCGAGCUACAGCACGAACCGCCGUACUAACGGUCGCGACGGCGGGUCUCCGUCUGUUGGCUGCCUGCGGCGGCAGCACCGCACUCCUCCCCUGGAGCGUUGGACCGCUCCCUGGAGUGGAAGCGGCCCGAGUGAAGGGUGACGGAACGGGGACUCAAGGGGGGCCGGGAUCAUCAUCACCAGCAGCAGCAGUAACAAUUGCUACUGCGGUUGUAGCUGAUAGCGCUGCCAGGGGAGCGGCUAUGGCAGCGGCGGUACGGAGUCUGCUGACGCAGCGGCUAUCGUCCCCGGAGGGCCUGCUUGCUGCCGCUGCUAUACUGUUCGCCAUCGCGGCUGCGGCGAUGGCAGCGGCGAGGGUGGGGGGGACACUGGUGGCAGGAGCGGCGGCGGCGGGGGGCAGAGGAGGUGCAGGAAGGAGCAAAGCGGCAGCACUAGGGGAUCAGCGGGCAUCUGGGUCAAGUGCGCAAGAGGAGGAAGGGGGAAAGCUGGAGGGCAAGGAAGAGGAAGGGGAGGACCUGGGUGCGUGUUUUGAAAGGGGAGUCUGGCAUGCGGAGCGCGUGGUGGUUCUGACGACGACAACAGCGGCAAUGACGGCGCUGGUGUGCUUGAACUGGGCCGCGGCGGUGAUGGCGGGAAUGUAUUUGGCGCCGAUGGCAUUGUGGCAAGGCUGGGUGGCGGAGCGGGUAUGGGCGAGUUGCCAACAGACUAAUAGAGGCAGCAAGGGAAGGGGGCGAGCGCUCCGUGUCCUGUGGAGUAACAGGAGCUUGACACGACAGAUGAUGACAUCUGAACUUAUGCAGCAUCUUGCGGCAAGUUUGUCCGAAGAACCUCUCAAGAAGGGUCUCCCGGUGAAGGAUGAGCCACGGGUCCUUUUAGUGACAACAGUAGAUGUUGGUGGGGGCAUCUCUGAGCGCAUUGAGGUGCGAGUCGGCGAGAUCCCCGAGGACGUGGCACGCGCCUUCUGCCGCCGGUACAACCUGCCUGACGCCAUUGUCGGGCCCCUGGCAACACACCUAGAGGACAACCUGCGAAAGGCCGCCGCAAACCACGCUGGCGGAGACGGCAAAACAGGUCAUGAUGAUGGACGGCGCGACAGCGCCCGCGGCGCUGACGGCGGCCGUGGGGGUCCUAUGGACGCGCGCCAUUCAGCCAGGUCGCCUUCCAAGCGCCUCAGCCCGGCACAGCAGGACAUGGCAGGUGUGCCAAAUGCCGGUGACGGCGGGACCGGUCCAGCGAACAAUUCCUCGGGAGGUGGUGCCCCAGCUCCAGCCGCCAAGUUCAGCUUUGGCUCGGGCAUGGACGAGCGAUUUUACCAGCAGCUAUCGAACAAGCUGCUGGACGAGUCUCAGGCGCCAUCAGCUCGCCGCGGCAACUGGGUCAGCGCGUCCGAGGUCUUAAGCGGCGGUGGCGGAGGCGCAGCAGGCAGCGGCGGCGGCAGCGGCAGCGGAGGCGGCGGUGGCAGCGGCCACAACAGUAAACGCAGCUCCACAGGCCACGGCAACCACCAUCCUGGAGGGCCGUACUCGUACGGCAAAAACAACAUGGCGGGCCCGACGCUAAGGGACAGGGACAGCGUGUACCUGCGACUGUACGCCACAGCGCAGGAGCGGGCCGUACGGCUGGAGGAGCGGCGUCGAGCGGCGAAUGCGGAGGUGGUGGCGGCGCUGACGCAGCGGCGCUCGACCAUGUCCUGGAUCAGCGCCGAGAUGAUGCGGGGACGGGGGGCGAACGGGGCGUACGACAACUAUGGGGAGAUGCUGUACGCGGAGGGCGUGGAGGCCCUGAUGGCGAGGCUUAAGCGGGCGGAAGCGGAACGUAAGGCCCGCGAGGCCAGGGAGAUGGACGGGGCGACCUUUGCGCCCGCGAUUACCAAGAAGGCCUGGGAGCUGAAGCAGCGAGAGCGCAACAGCAACUGCGCAGCCGCCGCCGGUAUGAGCGCUGGCGGCAUGGAAGCUGUGGAGGAGUAUGAGAAGUGGCAGCGGCUGCACAUGAGGGGUGUCCGCAAGUCGACGCAGGAGCGGCUGGAGCAGCUGCGGCAGCAGCGUGAGGCCGCCGAGGUGGCGGAGUGCACCUUCCGGCCCCGGAUCAACAAGAACAGCGACCUGCUGAUGAUGGAGCGCUCGGAGGCGCUCAAGCAACUCAACCUGACCCACUACGAGCAGCUGUUCGCGGACGCCCAGCGGCGCCAGAUGAAGCUUGAAGAUCUGCGGAACUGGUAUCCAGAGGGAGUUACCUUCCAACCGCAGGUGAACAAGGACCCCCGGGCCCUGGAGUACCUCCAACGCAGCUGGGACAAGCUCAAGCACCCGCACCAGCCACAGAGCUCCAACGGCAACGCCCCGGCGGGAAGUACGGCGGCCCUCACGUCGACUGCUUCCACUUGCACGGGGGGCGGAGCAGCAGGAGUGGGGCCAGGCGGGUCGCAGGUUCCACCGGUGGUGGCUCGACUGUAUGCGGAGGCGGAGCGGAAGCAGGCCAAGCUGGAAGCCGCCCGUCAGGCUGCCAAUGGCCCUAUCGACCCGGUCACGCAUAAGCCCCUCUUCCAGCCGGACUGCGGACGAGGCCCCCGCGGCGCGUUGGGUCACUCGCGAAGCAGCCGCCGCGGCGGCCACAUCGGCGAGCAUCUCUACCGUACGGCGCAGGAUCUGGCGGCCAAGCGGGCGGCGGCGGAGGAGGCGGAGCAGCGAGCAGCGGUAGAGGCGGCCACGCGAAGCCGUACGACACAGGUGAGCCAGCGCAUCUUUACGGAUUUGAAGCUCAAGCGCUUCCGCCAAAUAUUCGAGUACCUGGACGAGAACGGCUCGGGCUCCCUGGACCUGCUGGCGGUGCUGGGCCGCUCGCCGCCCCUGGAGCAGCCCGACGCGGAGCCCAGCCGCCACCCGCGGGCUGACAACCUGGACAGUGAGGUGCUGCUGGACGUGGAGGCGGCGGCGGACGUGUGGGCGCGAGCCAACGGAAUGAUGUUGACCAGCAACAACAACGGCAACAAGCCGCCGCGGUCGUCCGCCACUUCCCAGCAGCUCUGCGGUCCAUCGGGCUCUGGUUGCGGCGGCAUGUUGUUGUCGGGUCCGUGCCCACCCAUGAGCAUUGAGAUGUUUAUGAGUUGUAUGGAGGAAGCGCUGCGGCUACGGCGGGGCCCCCGGGCCUACCUGGUGCCGUCGCCGCCAGCCAAGCAGGAAACCUCGCACACGUUCCGGCCGUCCAUAAACCCGCGGUCGAGGGCCCUGGCUGCCAAGAGUCGCCCAGAGACUGCCUCUACGUUUGAGCUGCUGCACCGCGUGGCUGCCAAGACGGCGGAGCGGCUGGAGGUUUUGCGGCGGAGGAAGGAGGAGGCGGGCAUGGCGGGGUGCACAUUCCAGCCGCAGCUGAAUUCCAACAGGAACAGCCUGGGCGGCCGUGUGAGCAACCGCAGCCUCUCCGCCAGCCACACCGUGUCCCUGGAUCCCUCGGCCUUUGCGCUGGCGGCCGCCGGCAUCGCCGCCGCCGCGGACGAAAGCCCCACGUCGCGCCUGCGCGCCACCGUCGCCGCGGCCGCCGACGCCGAGGCGGAGCGUCGGGACCUGCAGCAGCACUUGCAGCACCUGCGGAUUGCAGCCGACGCAGCCCUGGAUAUGCAGGUGCAGCUGAUGCAGCACCAGCAGCAGGGGGGUGAGGGGGAGUGCGACGGACAGGAUGUGGACGAUGACCUGGAGCGGUUCACGUUGUUGGAGCAGGAGCUUCGAGACAUGCAGGCACUGACGCAAGUCGCCAUCGACGACCACGACCGCCAGCAGCAGCUGCUGCGCCAGGCAGCAGAGGCCGCGCAGCAGCAACACCAGCACCAGCACCACCAACAGCAGCACCAGCACCCGCAGCAGCAGCAGCUUCAACACCACCAGCAAAUACCGCCGCAACAGCAACAACAGCUCCAGCUCCAGCAGCAGCAACAACAGCAGCAACAGCAACAGAUGUCGAAUAGCAGCCUCAGCAACUGUGCGGAUGCUCCUCCUGCCGGGGGGCUGCAGGAGCUGGCGGCCGCACUGGGUGUGGGUGUGGUGGGUGUCUCCUGGGAGUCGGUGGCAGCCCAGUCAGCCAGCGUAAGCUCCUGA